AUGAUACGAAGGCGGGUUUCUUACAUACCGCGUGCGACGACAUCGGCAAUAAUAAUAACGGCAUCAAAGUCGGCAUUGCAGACUGCGCAACGACAGCAAGGUGGUCUGCACACAUUCAUUCGGGACGCACAGUCCUCCAGCGCCACAGCGCCGCGCCAAGGCAAUGGAAAUGGCAGCAGCAAUGAAACAUCGGCUCCUGCAUCGGCCGAUUGGGCGGUGCAGAUGCAGCGCGAGCUAUUUGGCGAGAUGGAUCCACUCGGUGGACAGGCACACAAGGAUUACUACCGCGACACAGCUCGCGGCUACAGCCCACAAUAUGCGCCGCGCAACUUCGCUGAGGGAGGCGCUAUCGCCUACCACCACCCACUGAGCCCGUUUGAGUACGAGGACGCCACUCACCAGCGUAACUGGCUUGACCACGAUGUCGCACGCAUGAAGGAUGAGUUUCAGCAGGAACGUGCCUCGCUGCGGAGCAUAGAGAGCCCUACAGAGCGCAACAAGCUGGAGUGCAACUACGCAGCCGAGCACCAAGUGACCGGUACAGUUGUGGAAAACCAAUCUAUCCACGCUCUAAAUCAACUGCAUCACAGCACCAGCACGAGUGGUGACGCCCUUCGCCAGCAGGCGGUGGUGGAUCGCUACCAGCUGGCGGAGCAGCGGUCGCCCUUGUCCAUAUCAGGCGGUCUGGGCCGCGAGUCACUCGCUGAGGCGUAUCAGACAGGCGCGGAGGAUCUGUGUAACGACUUUACUGCGGAACAUCUUCGCAUAGCACAUGGUCUGCGUGAGAAGGAGAAGUUUGACUUCACUGUGCUGCAGCGUACCACACGCAUCCCGUUCCAGGGGUACGACAUGGAUCGCUUCCUCGCACAGCAGAAGGGAACCCCGUACGGCGCGCAGCAGCUGUCCGCCAACACCGCCGCAUCCACAAUGGAGGAGGCGCAGCGGACACUCCGCGGGGGAGCGGAAACAACACCAGGAACAUCUGGGGGAGGCGCAACAACGGUGCCAUCAUUCGAGGCUAUUUCGCAAAAGGCGUUUGCGCGCAACACUGUCAGUGCCCACCCUGCUAUGGGCGAGGAGCUGACGCAAGAAAUCGUCGACAACGUCCGCGCCAGUCGGGUAACGGCAAAGGAGCAGCGCAAACAGGAGCGGGCGCAGCGCUUCGGCCUUGGUAGACAAGGUGCUUUGGUGCAGGAUGGUGGCCCAGACAAGCGCACGCUUAAAAAACACACCAACGACGAACGCAUCCUUGACGCAAUGCUCUUUAGAACGGGUGCGUACAGACAUACACUGACAGACGAACAUUGGAACUCGUACAUACGGCAAGACACCAGAGCAGGUGUUGGCCACCUUCUUCACAAUAAGUUCGAUAUUGCGCGCCGUGAGGAUCGUCUCUCAAAGGGUGCUCAGGAUCUCACAGAGCGGAGUGUCGUGCAUUACGGUGUGCCCAUACAACAGACUGUUGAUGAGUUUGUGUUUCGCCACCGCAACGCUCGUGGUGAACGGCCGCUGGAUUAUUUUAAACCAUUUCCAAACUUUCGUGCCCUUCGGUUGAGCCGCAUGUACCGCGAUGUAGAGGGAUUCUCGCUUAUGAAACAGCGACCGGAGUUCCUUGAGUGGGAACUCUUCACCCGAUACCGUGCCCACCAUCAACAGCGGCGUCGAAUUGCUCUUCUGCAUGGCCUGGAGCCGAUCGCAAAUGAGACGGCGCAGGAACGUGACGCGAGGAUCCAGAAGCUUGAUGAACUCUGUGAACGCACCCCAUUUGACGAGCGUGAACUACACAUAAAUGAUGAUGAAAUGCGGGUGAGUGGAGAGACACUACGCAGCUGGUUUGGUAUAUACAUGCUACCUUCGCCCACUGUUGUUGAGGCGGUGGUGGGGAGCUCUGCCUCUGUGAACCUCCACUUGUAUCCCCUACCUGACGAGAUGGGUACAGCAGACACACGUGAAAAUGUGCUGAGCAGUCGCUACUUCAACCGCUUGCUGUUGUUAGAGGCGUACCAGCAUCGUGUUGGUCGUGGUUUCACGAAUGUCGUCAGCGGGAAGGCGCCAGAGCCGGUGAUACCACACGCACAAUCACCGGAGGUGCUGCGCCACUUCACCGCGGAGGAGCGUGCCAUCUACGAACAGUACGUAAAGGAGCAGACAUCGAAGCAACUCGGCGAGUGGGCCACUGCAAUGCGGCGACGUCGCUGGCUUCCCGAUCACCAACAGUAUGGUCGUGUGGUGGCGCAGGGAUAUGAGAUGCCGGUGGUGGACCUCUUACACACCGACACUGGCGCCGUACUGACAGUCUCUGUGAAGGCCUUCGAGAAGGAACUCACUGCUGCGCAUGGCGAUAGGAGCCGCAACAUCAUGGUGGAGGGGCAGCCCUACAAGCUGCGGCCCGACUCAGAGCGUCGUGUGACGCCGCUCUCCGUGCAACUUGAAUCGGGAGCGGUAGUGGACACCACUGAUGAGGCUUUCGAGCAAUGCGAGCUGGAGCUUCUGCCGCCGCACGCCAACCACACCCUCAACUACGGCAUCAGCAACUACGCCUACAACCGCGGCAACUACGUGGAGACACAGGACACCAUCUGGGAGGAGCAGACUGCCAAGGGCGAGGAGGGAUGGUCACCCGCAACACACGCUGACGGACUGCGCACAAACCUGCCGGUGCGUGCGCGGCGCCACGUGGGCACCAACACCGAUGAAGCGCGUGUCGUCAGUGACCCACAACGUGCAGUGAUCGUCGCGUACCAGCCACAGCCGUUUUUCAACCCGGAGCCGCGACAUGUGCGGGUCGCUUUCCAGUCGGAUGGCGCGAUGGUGGACGUUCCGCUGGCGGAUGUGAUGAUUUGGCAGAGGCGUUACCACGGCCCGGAGCGCACCGUCGGCGACGAGUCGCGGCGCUACAGCCCGGGUAGUCUGCGCCGCUACGUUGACGUUGCGGAUCCGCUGAAUGAGAAGUCCGCCGAUGGCGAGCACUUCCUCGAGAAGUAUGAGGUCGCACGCACCGCGGAGGCGGCUUCCAGUAGGUACCGCACGACAAAACAGAUCACGGAGAUCGAUCAGUGGACGCGCCACGACACGAGUCGGGCGGACAACUACCGACCGCUGAGCAUCUCACACCGCCGCGAUUACAUCCGCCUUGGCUACAUGCACCGCUACACGCCGUGGGAGUGGAUCGCAGUGCAGGAGGCGGACCAGCCACUUAUCGAGGAACAAAUCCGGCAGGACAACAUCGGUACAAGCUACUUCUUCUCACUGAAUCGGUACUGGCGCUACAAGGCAAGGCCACAUGGCUACAUUCGCCACUUUGAGAACGAGGUGCGUGAUCUGUUCCAGUUUAUUGACGGUGUGACGCCGUGGAAGCAGGCGCAGAAGAUACGCACGUACUGGGAGGCACGCGCGCAUCACCCGAUGCCGCAGUUCAACAGGCCAGAGGUGGCGAUGCACCGCAACACUGUCGGCCUGCUCCCGGCUCACCUCUGGGAGACUGACAAGAAGANCCGCAGUUCAACAGGCCAGAGGUGGCGAUGCACCGCAACACUGUCGGCCUGCUCCCGGCUCACCUCUGGGAGACUGACAAGAAGACGGGCAAGGUGA
Trypanosoma grayi is the source of this 3591-nucleotide messenger RNA. RefSeq lists its product as hypothetical. Lineage: Eukaryota; Euglenozoa; Kinetoplastea; Trypanosomatida; Trypanosomatidae. The transcript has a single exon. The coding region runs from base 1 to 3591 and encodes 1196 amino acids. The record is from RefSeq and is a predicted model, not a curated record.